AUAUAGACAUGUGAUAUUUCUGGUAGAACUCUGCAGAACAGAAUUACUAGAAAGCUAGGAGUAACCAUGUAUGUGACUAGGCGUCUCUCUCAAUACAUAAAUUAUCCAGAAUAUCUCUCGAUACCACCCCAAGGUCCAAAUUCAGGUUAUCUUGUAAUCCAAGAUGAAGAAUCUGAGAUUUACUAUUGCUUUGGAUUGUGCAAAAACCGGGAACUUAUUGAUCUGCCUUUUCCACAGAACAAAAACUUGACUACUAGAUAUUCAUCAGGUACCGGAAAAAACAAACAUACUUCUCACCAUGACGUUACCUUUUUUCCUGUUCUUAAUCAACCUUUGUCCAGUAACCGGUACUACGCGAUUGAGCCACAUGGAAAACAUAAGGGGAAGGCAUAUGCUUGUUCAACGGAAGAAGACAUGAUUACUUGCUGUUUCGCUGAUGUAGUUAAAGAUGUAAAGCCAAGACCAUUUGACUCUCAUGACAUAUAUCAGCAAUUUGAGAUUGCUAAUUAUGAAACCGUAUGCGAUCAAGGGGGUAGUUUCUAUGCCAAAUCUGUGGCUCGGGAUGCUUUCCCUCCUCACUUUCUAAGGAGAAAAGGUUGGGAAAUCCAGACUAAAACCCCAAGAAACUACACACUAGGUGAGGCUCUGGGGACUGAUUCUACUCUUCGUGCACUCCUUCCUGGCUUGAACUUUCCACUGUCCUCGAAGAGUUCAGAAGCUGUAGUGGUGGGGAAAUGGUAUUGCCCUUUCAUGUUCAUUAAAGAGGGAAGGUUGACGUCAAGAGAUCAGAUGGCAGACUCAAUGUUUUAUGAGAUGACACUUGACAAAAGAUGGGAGCAGAUAUUUGAACGCGAGAUGAUUGAUCAUGGCAAUGUUGUAAUAGUUGAUGCAGUUGUUCAAAGAGAAGUUGUAUUGGUUGGAGGCAGGGAAGCUGUGUGGGAUGAGAAGAAUGUGGUUGAUAAUGCUAUAUGGUUUAUGAGUUUUGGGACUAAUGGAGAAGAAGUUAGUGUAGGAUUGAGUGUGGAAAUUGUUGAAAGAAUGAAAUGGGAGGAAGAAAGAGCUGGAUGGGUUGGUGGAGAUGAAAGAGUGAUGAGGGUUAAUAGAGUGGAGGAGUUUGGAGGAAGCGUCGAAGGAUGGAGGAAGUUGCGAUGCUUUGUCUUGGUGGAGAGGUUUCUGUUGAAGAGAAUGGAUGGAAGUGUGGUAAUGACUCGUGAAUUUAAGCAUACUCAUCAACUCAAGUGCCUGUGGGAGUGAAUUACGUUUGCCUGUUCUUUAUUUCUUGUGUUAUCUUUCUUUCUUUUUUUUUUAUAUAAGACAGUGUGUUAUCUGUUAGUUAUGUUUUGUAAAGAGAGAUUUUCAUUUCAGUCUUGGUUUUAUGUAUCAAAAAAGGAAAUCUUGAGGUCAUCCUCAUCCUUCGAUGAGGAUACUCCAAUGCACCAGCA
Daucus carota subsp. sativus is the source of this 1442-nucleotide messenger RNA. RefSeq lists its product as uncharacterized. The record is from RefSeq and is a predicted model, not a curated record. Lineage: Eukaryota; Viridiplantae; Streptophyta; Magnoliopsida; Apiales; Apiaceae. The transcript is spliced from 2 exons. Bases 67 to 1254 code for a protein of 395 amino acids.